AUGAAGAAAGUAAAUUUGAUUGGACCAUUAGCAUUGUUUCGAUACUCUGAUUGGCAGGAUAAAUUAUUUAUGUCCUUGGGCACUAUCAUGGCCAUAGCUCAUGGAGCAGGCCUCCCCCUCAUGAUGAUAGUAUUUGGAGAAAUGACUGACAGAUUUAUUAAUAUUGGAGGAAACUUCUCCUUUCCAGUGAAUUUGUCAUUGUCAAUGCUAAAUCCAGGCAGAAUUCUGGAAGAAGAAAUGACUAGAUAUGCAUAUUAUUAUUCAGGAUUAGGUGCUGGAGUUCUUGUUGCUGCCUAUAUACAAGUUUCAUUUUGGACUUUGGCAGCUGGCCGACAGAUUAAGAAAAUUAGGCAAGAGUUUUUUCACGCUAUUCUACGGCAGGAAAUAGGCUGGUUUGAUGUCAGUGACACCACUGAACUCAAUACACGGCUCACAGAUGACAUCUCCAAAAUCAGUGAAGGAAUUGGUGACAAGGUUGGAAUGUUCUUUCAAGCAGUAGCCACGUUUUUUGCAGGAUUCAUAGUGGGGUUUAUCAGAGGAUGGAAGCUCACUCUUGUGAUAAUGGCCAUCAGCCCUAUCCUGGGACUCUCUGCAGCUGUUUGGGCAAAGAUACUCUCGGCAUUUAGUGACAAAGAACUAGCCGCCUAUGCAAAAGCCGGUGCUGUGGCAGAAGAGGCUCUGGGAGCCAUCAGAACUGUGAUUGCAUUUGGGGGCCAGAGCAAAGAGCUGGAAAGGUAUCAGAAACAUCUAGAAAAUGCCAAAAAGAUUGGAAUUAAAAAAGCUAUUUCAGCAAACAUCUCCAUGGGCAUUGCCUUCCUAUUAAUAUAUGCAUCAUAUGCGCUGGCCUUCUGGUAUGGAUCCACUCUAGUUAUAUCAAAAGAAUACACUAUUGGAAAUGCAAUGACAGUCUUUUUCUCAAUCCUAAUCGGAGCCUUCAGUGUUGGACAGGCAGCUCCCUGUAUUGAUGCUUUUGCCAAUGCAAGAGGAGCAGCAUAUGUGAUCUUUGAUAUUAUUGAUAAUAAUCCUAAAAUUGACAGUUUUUCAGAGAGAGGAUACAAACCAGUCAACAUCAAAGGGAAUUUGGAGUUCAGUGAUGUUCAUUUCUCUUAUCCAGCUCGACCUAAUGUCAAGAUCUUGAAGGGCCUCAACUUGAGGGUAGAGAGCGGACAGACGGUGGCCCUGGUUGGGAACAGUGGCUGCGGGAAAAGCACGACGGUUCAGUUGAUACAGAGGCUCUAUGACCCUGAUGGGGGUAUGGUUACCAUCGAUGGGCAGGAUAUUAGGACAUUUAAUGUAAGGUAUCUGAGGGAAAUAAUUGGAGUGGUGAGUCAGGAGCCAGUGCUGUUUUCUACCACAAUUGCUGAAAAUAUUCGUUAUGGCCGUGGAAAUGUCACCAUGGAUGAAAUAAAGAAGGCUGUCAAGGAAGCCAAUGCCUAUGAGUUUAUCAUGAAAUUACCACAGAAAUUUGACACCCUGGUUGGAGACAGAGGGGCCCAGCUGAGUGGUGGACAGAAGCAGAGAAUCGCCAUUGCUCGGGCCCUGGUUCGCAACCCCAAGAUCCUCCUGCUAGACGAGGCAACGUCAGCACUGGACACGGAGAGUGAAGCUGAGGUACAGGCAGCUCUGGAUAAGGCCAGGGAAGGCCGGACCACCAUUGUGAUAGCACAUCGUUUGUCUACAAUCCGAAAUGUAGAUAUCAUCGCUGGGUUUGAUGAUGGAGUCAUCGUGGAGCAAGGAAGCCACAAGGAACUAAUGCAGAAGGGAGGGGUGUACUUCAGGCUUGUUAACAUGCAGACAUCAGGAAGCCAGAUCCCAUCAGAAGAAUUUAAAGUUGCACUAACUGUUGAAAAGCCUCCGGUGGGUUUGGCCCCAGAUGGCCAGAAAACUCAUUACAUAUUUAGGAAUAAAAGCCUAAGAAAUUCACGGAAGUAUCAGAAUGGCCUUGAUGUGGAGAUCAAUGAACUUGAGGAAAACGUGCCAUCUGUGUCUUUUAUGAAGAUCCUGAAACUGAACAAAACAGAAUGGCCCUACUUUGUUGUGGGAACUCUGUGUGCCGUCGCCAAUGGGGCCCUUCAGCCAGCCUUCUCUAUCAUCUUCUCAGAGAUGAUUGCGGUUUUUGGACCAGGGGAUGAUGAAGUGAAGCAGCAGAAGUGCAACAUGUUCUCAUUGCUUUUCUUAGGUCUGGGAAUUAUUUCUUUCUUUACUUUCUUCCUUCAGGGCUUCACAUUUGGGAAGGCUGGCGAGAUCCUCACCACAAGGCUUCGGUCCAUGGCUUUUAAAGCGAUGCUGAGACAGGACAUGAGCUGGUUCGAUGAUCAUAACAACAGUACUGGUGCACUUUCUACAAGACUUGCGACGGAUGCCUCCCAAGUCCAAGGCGCCACGGGGACAAGGUUGGCUUUAAUUGCACAGAAUACAGCCAACCUUGGUACUGGUAUUAUCAUAUCGUUUAUCUACGGUUGGCAGUUAACCCUUUUGCUGUUGUUGGUCGUUCCAAUUAUUGCUGUAUCAGGAAUUGUGGAAAUGAAAUUGCUGGCUGGAAAUGCCAAGAGAGAUAAAAAAGAACUGGAAACUGCUGGAAAGAUUGCAACAGAGGCCAUAGAAAAUAUUAGGACAGUUGUGUCCUUGACCCAGGAAAGAAAAUUUGAAUCAAUGUAUGUUGCAAAAUUGUAUGGCGCUUACAGGAAUUCUGUGCAGAAGGCACACAUCUAUGGGAUUACUUUUAGUAUUUCACAAGCGUUUAUGUAUUUUUCCUAUGCCGGUUGUUUUCGAUUUGGUGCCUAUCUCAUUGUGAACGGACACAUGCGCUUCAGAGAUGUUAUUCUGGUGUUUUCAGCGAUUGUGUUUGGUGCCGUGGCUCUAGGACACGCUAGUUCCUUUGCUCCAGACUAUGCUAAAGCCAAGCUGUCUGCAGCCCACUUAUUCAGACUGUUUGAAAGACAACCUUUGAUUGACAGCCACAGUGAGGAAGGCCUGAGGCCUGAUAAGUUUGAAGGAAAUGUGACCCUUAAUGACGUCGUGUUCCGCUAUCCUACCCGGCCCAACGUGCCUGUGCUUCAGGGGCUGAGCCUGGAGGUGAAGAAGGGCCAGACCCUGGCCUUGGUGGGCAGCAGCGGCUGUGGGAAGAGCACGGUGGUCCAGCUCCUGGAGCGGUUCUACGACCCAGUGUUUGGAACAGUGCUGCUAGAUGGCCAGGAAGCAAAGAAACUCAAUGUCCAGUGGCUGAGAGCCCAGCUCGGCAUCGUGUCCCAGGAGCCCAUCCUGUUUGACUGCAGCAUUGCCGAGAACAUCGCCUAUGGGGACAACAGCCGCAUUGUGACCCUGGAGGAGAUUGUGUGGGCGGCCAAGGAGGCCAACAUUCACCCCUUCAUUGAGACCUUACCCCAUAAAUAUGAAACAAGAGUGGGAGAUAAGGGGACUCAGCUUUCAGGAGGUCAAAAACAGAGGAUUGCUAUUGCCCGUGCCCUCAUCAGGCAACCCCGAAUCCUACUGCUGGAUGAAGCUACAUCAGCUCUGGACACUGAAAGUGAAAAGAUUGUCCAAGAAGCCCUGGACAAAGCCAGAGAAGGCCGCACCUGCAUCGUGAUCGCUCACCGCCUGUCCACCAUCCAGAAUGCAGACUUGAUUGUGGUGAUUCAGAACGGCAAAGUCCAGGAGCAUGGCACACACCAGCAACUGCUGGCACAGAAAGGCAUCUAUUUCUCCAUGGUCAGCGUCCAGGCUGGGACACCGAACUGAUGAACUCCUGUUAUAGUGUAUCUUCAAAAUAAAUUCCAAUCAUUCUACAACUUUUGGUGACUUAUGUAAGAAGUUUCUAAGUCACCAUAAAAUAUAGGUAUAUUGUAUUCCAGAUCAAGGUAGAAUAUCCAACUUGGGGUUUGCUAUUACAAACAAGCAUUUGAAAUUUAGGAGUUACAAGUGACACCUAGCUUGAUGAAGUAUGAAAACAGCCUAGUUCUGAGUUAUCAAAAACAUAUGGAGGAAUAUUACUCCACCAUGAAAAAGAAUGAAAUAGCACCAUUUGCAGCAACAUGG
Molecule: messenger RNA, 4035 nt
Organism: Phacochoerus africanus (Common warthog)
Lineage: Eukaryota; Metazoa; Chordata; Mammalia; Artiodactyla; Suidae
Product: phosphatidylcholine translocator ABCB4
Exons: 26
Coding region: 1-3738 (1245 amino acids)
Biological process (GO): transmembrane transport
Cellular component (GO): membrane
Molecular function (GO): ATP hydrolysis activity; ATP binding; ABC-type transporter activity
Source: RefSeq, a predicted model, not a curated record